Molecule: messenger RNA, 4373 nt
Organism: Cyprinodon variegatus (sheepshead minnow)
Lineage: Eukaryota; Metazoa; Chordata; Actinopteri; Cyprinodontiformes; Cyprinodontidae
Gene: odf2l
Product: outer dense fiber of sperm tails 2-like
Exons: 16
Coding region: 275-2152 (625 amino acids)
Biological process (GO): negative regulation of cilium assembly
Cellular component (GO): ciliary basal body; centrosome
Source: RefSeq, a predicted model, not a curated record
AAGCGUUUUGUAGUAAGAGGCGUCGAUAACAACAGAGACAAAACGAAACAAUGAGUAAUUUUUAAGCUUUUAAAGCGAAAAUUAGUAUGGAACCAUGUUUAGAUUACCUAAGAAGAAUACAUGUGUUAGUGGUACUGCUAAUGUGUUUAAGCUAACCAGCGUUUAGUCAGUGCAUCGAAAAGUCUAGCAGCUGCAGGACCUCAUCUGUUGCUAUGUGUCGACCUUAGCGUCUGAGCUGGAACAAGUCACAAUAUCAAGGUUUUUAAUUUCAGGUAUGUCUCCGGAGGGCAAACCCCAAAGUCCCCCUCUUGGUUUCAGCCCCACAGGGGAGGAUUUUCCUCUGAGUCGUGGUGAACUAGAAAGCAGUGUUGUGCCAAAAGACAAACUGGCACACAGUGUAUGGGCAAGAGCUGGGUCUGGCCAUGAAUAUGUCAGCAAUGGGAAGAGGCCUUUUCUGACAGUCCUAGUUGAUGCAGAAGCUGCUGCAAGCGCUGCAGCAAUACAGCUUGUAGCUUUCAAAGAUGCAAUGGAAGAUGAAUUUGUGGGCUCUGGGAGGUCUACUAAAGACAAAAGCCAAAUUGUACGACAGAAAGGGCUUUUGCUGGAAAAGUUGGAAGAAUUUAAACGGCUAAAUAAAUCAGUACGACAGAAGCUGAAACAACUCCAAGAUGCAGAGAUAUAUCGAAUUGAUGCUGACAGAAAGAUGGACACCUUACUGAAAAGAAUCAGAAAGGCUGAAAGUGAAAAUGAGCAUUUAAAAAAAGAUCUUAAUGAGACCGAGCUGAGGAUUGAGAAAAUGAUGGAUAUGAGGAAGGAAGAGCAGGCGAACGUUAAAAGUGUGGUUCACAUUACCAAGUCUGCUGAAACGACCCGCGCUCGCCUGCAGGGACAACUGCGCAACAAGGAAGCGGAGAACAAUCGCCUGACUGUCCAGUUACGGUCCCUGGAGAGGACAGUAACAGAGCAGAAGCUGGAGAUCGAGCAGCUGAAGGCAUCCUUUGCCUCCCUGACUAAAAAGGCAGCACAGGAUAAAGAAUGUCUGAAGAAAGCAACUCGAGCCCAAAAACUGAGAGCAGAGAGAUUUGAAAUUGCUAUAGAGAAAUGCUACGCCCAGCUUAAGGAAAAGGAUGCUGAACUAGCUAAAGCCCGCUCAGAAAAAGAUUCCAGGAGACAGCAGAAGGAGCAGAUGACUGAUGAGAAAGAAAAACUUGUUGCUCACGUUAACCUUGUGAAAAGUCAAUUUGCAGAUUUGAAGCUGAGGUUGCAGAAACAGAAGCACGAGCUAAGUGCAGCUAAUGAAAGAAUGGCAGAAAGGCUUGAAAAACUGAUUGCGGAAAAUGGAGACCUUACCGUCAGCAAUGCAACACUCAAGGCGUCUGUAGCUCGGUUGGAGGAGCAGCUUGCUGAUUGUGAGUCGGCGCUCAUUGAGGAGAAAACUACUUCUCUAGAGAGGAAACGUGAAGCAGAACAAUGCCAGUAUGAGGUAGCAGAACUUAGAGCUGAGAUUGAAACCAUUCGAAUGAAACAUUCUGAUCUUUUGAGGGAAACUGAAAAGAGAAGAGGGGGAAAAGGAACCGAAGUUCAGAUGAUGGAGAGUCAAGCUAAACAGUUGAGUUCAUCUGUAGAGAUGAGAGAGUCGGUUCGUGAAGCCAAUCUGAAAGUGCAAGAAAAAGUCAAUUCGCUCCAAAGAAAAAUGGACCUGCUGCAGCAGGAGAACCUGGAGUUGGUCCGGAAGCUGGCAGCUCAGGAAGAGGCUCUUAACUACAGCAACCGGCAGCUGGAUCAGCGCUCCUCAGAGUGUCAGGCUUUAAACCGGCAGCUGGAAGCAGCUUUGUCAGAUGUCAGAGAGCAGGUGAACAAAGUAAAAAGUCAAGCCUCCUCCAGAGAAGAGACUCUUCAGACUAAAAUCCUGGAGCUGCAAGCUGAGAAGAGCAGAAUGGAUAAUGAACUGAGGCUUCUCCGUCAAAGCAAGCAAACGGCAGAAAAGCAGUUUGAGGUACGACUGAAGGACCUGCAGCUCAGUCUGGAUCAAUCAGAGAGCAACAACAGAAGCAUUCAGAACUACGUAGAUUUCCUCAAAAAUUCUUACAAGACAAUGUUUGAUGACGGGCUGCAAACAUCAGCUUUGGGAUCAUCUUAUUUUUUUAGAUGAUGAAAGCUUGAAUUAGUAAAGUUUUCUAAGUAAUUAUUUAUUUUAAAUAUGACUCAAGCAAGAAAAAUGUCAUCUCAGGUCCAAACUCUUGGUGCUACUUUUGUAGAUGUGACCGUAAACCAGCUGCAGCAGAAACAAUUAUCCUCAUCUGUGAGCUCUGAUAAUAUUGCUGAUUUCCCUCUUCUUUUUUAAGGGCACAUGUUUAGAUAAAAAAAAAAAACAUUUGAGUUUAUUUGGAAAAUAUUAAAUUUAAGACCUAUAAAGGUGGUAUUUGGUGAAUUUUCUUUACAACCCAAGAGUUGAUUGAUGAUUUUUGCUGUCUAUACUCUACACAUGAUGGUGCUCCAGCUAAAAUGUCGAUCAUCUGUAAAGCUUGAAUACUUUCUGCUUUCCCCAUGUGGGAUAUUUGAAUACCACAUUAUUCUUUACAUUUCUAUAUUUGAGUCUUAGCUCAUGAGAUCCUAGAAACUUCAGUGAACAUUAAUACUUUUACCUGGAAGCAGGUUCCUGAGUUUACCUUUCAUCUUGUCAGAGAUCCCCUGCCUCCAUGCAAUCAUUACUAGGUAGUCUUUGCUCUCUGUGGACUCUGCUUUAUGAUUUUUUAUGUUUUCCUCCCUGAGGGCAGAUUCCAUUUUCUUAUUAAUUUUAAAGCUAAAAACCUUUGAAAAUCGACACAGACCAUGGGUAUUGUUUUAUUAUAAGGGUAGAACCAGGUGGGAUUAUAUGAAAUAAAUCUUCUAGGUGAAGCUCUGCCUUUUUAAAAGAUUAUGAAAUAUCCUAGCUUUCUUACAAAUAAAAGAAAAAGGCUCAUACGUGCAGUAAAGAUUUUCCUACUUUUAUCAUUCAUAAUGUAUUACCGUAGUCAUGUCAAAUGUAAUCAGUUCUGCAGUUUUGUUUUUAAGUUUACAAUUUUGCAAAGAAGUUUACAGUUCAUUAAGCACUGUUAUUAUGUCUGAAACGUAUUAAAACAUCAACAGUGACGCAUUAAGCGUUUACAUGGUGAUGUUAGGAAUUUACUUUUUUGUUUUUAACCCUAUAAAUCUGCUCCUCUGAUGUUUGGACAAAAAAAAUGUUUUAAAGAUAUUCUAUGAGUGUGGAACCAAUAGUGUAUUUUUGUUUUUUGUUUGUUUUUUUGUAGUUAUUCGUGUUGAUGAUGCGAUGCAUAUUUUAUGUUUCCGUCAUUUAAAUCUCAGCUGGUAUGAGAUCAAUCAAGCUGUAAAUUAAAUGUUCAGUUGUCAAGAUCAUGCUGUCUUUUUGCAAAUACAACUACUGAAUAAGUUUUGACUUUGGGAUAUUUCCCCCAAAUAUAAAAUCCAAUUGCUGGUAAGUGAAGAAUUUUUUGUCUUUUUUUUUUUUUUGUAAAAAAACAAAAAAAAGUGAAUUACUGGGUUUUUAUUUUGUACUGUUACUGUUGGUUGUGAUGCCAUACCUUUUUAAAUGGUGAUUAGUUGUCCUGUAGAUCUCUUUAAAAGUCUAAAUAUUUUUUACAGAUACAUUUUAAAAUAAGAAGAGCCCGUAAGAAUCUGAUUGGAUCAUUAAUUACUGUUCAAGUUAAUCUUAUCCUAUUUUGUACAUGUUGUACCUCUUGUUUGUGGCACAUAAAUAUGAACAAUAAUUUAAUGUGGGAUUGUUAGUUGUUUUUGGCAGUGCUGUAUUUAGGAAACGGAAAAAAUGUUGGGAGGCGAUUUAGUGUUGUCUUCCACUGACAAUGAUAUGCAUUUCUUGAACAUUUAACCUUAUAGAUGUUUAGGGUUCAUAAUUGUUACCACCAUGUGAGCCACAGCAGGAAAAAUAAUCAGGUUUACAUUGCAGGUUCAGGAACAUCUAUGUCUUUAUAGAUGCAGAUUACUCUGAUUUUUCUGAUGUAGCUUAUUUCCUAAUGUAAACUUUUAUUUAAAAACCGGGAUUUGCAUUCUUCCUAACCUUGGCAAGGAUUUAACUUAACACAAUACCAGUGGUCUUCAGGGAAGUGGCCACUUUUAACACGUUUAAGGUUCAUGUGAGGAAGUAGCUCGUUGAUCACCCAUCCUAUCAGCACUAACUCAAUGAAUUCCUGCAUGUUUGAUUAAUUUUUUUAUUAUAACAUAAUGCAAUUGAGUGUUAUAUUCAAUCCAAUACAAAACUACUUUAUUCUGAAUUUCCCCAAAAGGGAAAUUCAUAUUGUGUGGAUUUUAACUUAAAACUUGUGUUUAGAAUGACUGUUAACAUCUGGAUGGAAAGA